This is a messenger RNA of Soboliphyme baturini, 1398 nucleotides long. The record is from the annotation of a GenBank genome assembly. Lineage: Eukaryota; Metazoa; Nematoda; Enoplea; Dioctophymatida; Soboliphymatidae.
AUGCCUAUAGAAUCGCUCGGCGUGGAAGGCAACCGGUUUGGCGGUGACCGUCCACACGACGACUGUACCUGCACAUCGUCAGUGUCAUUUUCGUCGUCAUCGUUGCGGGUUGCGGGUGGUGACACGAAGUCGCUUCAGCCGCCGGUAGGAGUGGUGCACAGGUGCAGCACAUCGACAUACCCACAGCUGAUGCCUAUGCAGAGCAAAGGCAGGAAGAUCGUGUACGUGUGCCUGGCAGCAGCCGUGUGGCACAUUGGCAUGCAAUGGGCGAACCUGCUGUUCCCGUAUCUGCAGUGGGAGGUACAUCCUCCGCUGGACAUGGUCGACAUCGGCGUCAUACAUGCCGUCGGCAGUCUGUCCAACAUGGUCGGCGCGUUCAUGAUCGGAGAAGUAAUAGAUAACUACGGAUGCCAGUUAUGUUUUUUCUUGUCAGCGAUUGUGACCGGCGGCUACUACGUGCUGUUGAGCCAGGUCACGUCAUACCAUGGCUUCCUGCUGGCUCAAACGCUGAGGAUCGGCUUCCACUUCGACCACAUCACCGAAAUAUUCAUCUCCACCGUCACGACCGAGAGCGAGCGGACAGCGGCCCUUCUGAAGAUGGGCCUACCGAUCGGCGUCAGUACCAUCGUCGGACCAUGGGUAGCUGGCAGACUUACUGUCGCCUACAACCUGCGGUUUGCCCAGUUCGUCAAUGGCGUUUUCACUACAGUCGGCAUCCUGCCGAUCAUCUACCUAAUUUCAGACGUGCACGGGGUGCCUCGUAUCCACUUGUCCAAACUGCGCUUCCACAACUACCUGUCGAUGCUGAGCAACGACCGCCUGUUGAAGUGCGUCGCCAUGCGCGCCUCGUUGCUAGUGCCCCUGAUCUGCUACGAGAUGGUCAGCAGGCAGUACUUGAUCAGGACGUUCUUCGAGAAGGCAAACGAUGCCACGUUGCUCUUCUGCAUCCUCGGUCUGUCCAUCCUGUUCACCAACUUCUACGCCAUCCGCAAAUUGCAACAGCACUUCAAGCCGAAGUUCGUCAUGCAGAUGGCCGUCGGUGUGUUGAUCUUCUCCUACGCGUCGCUGCCUCUCAUUUCUUCGACCCUGCAGCUCAUUUUCGUGAUGACACUCCAGACCAUCGGCUAUUCGGUUGCCCUGUCCGAGGCGGUGUCCCAACUGACGACCACCGUGGAAAAAUCAGAAUUGGGCAAGGCCACAGGCCUCGCCACAUCCCUCCAUUGGCUGCUGCACUGCACCAUACCACUGAUUGCCGGCUACGUGCUCCAGACAUGGGGACACAUUCCGCUGAGCCUCGGCGCGGCCGUCGUUUCAGGCAUCGCAUUAUACGCAAUCACGGAAUACGGCCAGUUCAUGAACAGGCACAUGGGUGAUCUACCUUUCAUGUUGAAUUAUUAA